UAAGUAAGUCAUUCUCAUAAAUCAGAUUGUUAUCAAUACAACCAAACUCUCGCAAGUGAUGUCCUCCCCAAAUGCAUUCAACAUCGAUUCAGUCGCAUUUAUACCAUGGUGAAAGUGACUGACUACAAUAGGAGGGACGUGUUGGUUCUUCUUCACACGAAGCCAGCAAUAUCUGUAGCGCAAAAUGCAUCCAAGCAGGAGAAAGACGAACAGACUGAACUGUAUCUUCAAAACUUAAUUACCACCUACGAAGGGUGGAAAAGGUAUUGUGCCACGGAGGGUCUAUCAAUUCGACCAAUCCCCAAAUGUAUAUUAUUACACCACUUUUCCAACGAAGGCGAGGCUCUAAGGAUGCUGUCAUUUGAAUCGACCAUCGGUAUGUUUAUGAAACUGGCCUCCGGAUCUCAACCCAUCAUCAAUUUGGAUAAUUUGAUCCCCUUGUGUUACGGCAUGGAGAGUGAGAUCGAUGCGCGACUAAAGGAGUUGGGUAUGGAGCUCAAGAUUCGUCGCCACUUAACACCGACGGAGAGGAAGAAGGUCAAGUACCCAUUUCAGGGAGAAUAUCUUCUUGGAACAGUAGGGGCAACACAACAGCAAGAGGAGAAAGGGAAGACCUUUUUGUAUACCAUCAUGAGUCGAGAUAUGUGGUAUUUCGGCUGGAGCAACACCCCCGAUUUCAAAAAGCGCUUGGACUCAGCAGGGGGGACUGAUGGUGCUAGGGAGUACAAACGCAUUACAGAUAAGAGACAGAAAGAUAGGCAAUUGGAGAUCGAGGGACUGAAACAGAGAAAUAGAGAGUUAGGUGAAGUAGAGGAGUUAUGCAUCUAUCCACCCCCACUGAAGGCUCCUACUAUCAUCCCCUAUCUUGUCGCCAAAUGUGAGGAUGACGAUAAGAAGACCAUCAAGACCAGAACCAUCGAAGCUAAGAUGAUAAUAGCUGGAUAUGUUGCAUACUUGUUGGGAUUGCGUAAUCCUAUUCGUCCUAAGUCUGAUAUAGGUUACUCUGUUAAUAAAUGUGUAUCUAUUAGUUUAGCCGAUUCUACUUCAUGGGGCGAAAUUUGUGAAUUUGUGAAGUUAUUCUGGGGAUUUGAACCAAUGUUGGAAAAAUACGAAGGAAGUUAAAUUUUGCUAAUGUUAUACACGUCUACUUCAAAUAAAAGUUGUAAUCUAUCUUUUCUCAUCACAAUUUAA
This is a messenger RNA of Folsomia candida, 1191 nucleotides long. RefSeq lists its product as uncharacterized. Bases 106 to 1122 code for a protein of 338 amino acids. Lineage: Eukaryota; Metazoa; Arthropoda; Collembola; Entomobryomorpha; Isotomidae. The record is from RefSeq and is a predicted model, not a curated record. The transcript is spliced from 2 exons.